Molecule: messenger RNA, 3430 nt
Organism: Beta vulgaris subsp. vulgaris (sugar beet)
Lineage: Eukaryota; Viridiplantae; Streptophyta; Magnoliopsida; Caryophyllales; Amaranthaceae
Product: kinesin-like protein KIN-UB
Exons: 19
Coding region: 289-2985 (898 amino acids)
Biological process (GO): microtubule-based movement
Molecular function (GO): microtubule binding; ATP binding; microtubule motor activity
Source: RefSeq, a predicted model, not a curated record
UCUCUUGUCUCCUCCUUUUUCUUUCUCUCUCCUCAAAACUCCCCUUUUUUCAUUGAUUUUGAACUUCAUAAAACUACUCCACUACUCCAUUAUUAUCCCCCACCAUUUUUGUUGACUAUACCUUGACUACUUUUAUAUUCUAUCAUUUUUACCCUAAUUUGUCGCACUAUAAAUAUUCUCCGCUUGAUUUCUCCCCUGAUUUCUGCGAACUUCUACUGUCCGAGUUUUUCUCUCAUGGUGUCUUGAAGAAAACCUUUAACUGCAACUAUUUGACUAAGAAGCUCAGUUAUGGCUUCCAAAAACGGCGUUGUUCGUGGAAGUUAUUAUAAGUCUGAUAGAACUUCCGUGGCUACUAACUCCAAGUCUUCUUCUUUCAAAUCGAAGCCUCCUGUACGACGUAGCGCUUCUCUAGGUGGCGGUGGCAAUGUUAAGGAUGCAUCUAAUGUUCCGGGCAGAGUUCGAGUAGCUGUAAGAUUGAGGCCUAAAAAUGCAGAGGAAUCAGUGGCAGAUGCAGAUUUUGCAGACUGUGUGGAGUUACAACCUGAGCUUAAGAGGUUGAAACUUCGCAAAAACAAUUGGGACUCAGACACUUAUGAAUUUGAUGAAUUGCUCACUGAGUUUGCUUCCCAGAAGCGUGUCUAUGAAGUUGUUGCAAAGCCUGUAGUUGAGAGUGUGCUUGAUGGUUACAAUGGAACUGUGCUGGCUUAUGGCCAAACGGGUACAGGAAAAACUUUCACUCUCGGACAGUUGGGAGAAGAAGAUGUUUCUGAUCGAGGAAUUAUGGUCCGUGCCAUGGAGGAUAUCCUUGCUGACGUCUGUUUGGAGACUGAUACAGUUGUCGUAUCAUACAUACAGCUGUAUAUGGAGACUAUCCAAGAUCUUCUGAAUCCUGCAAAUGACAAUAUUCCUAUAACAGAGGAUUCUAGAACGGGAGAAGUUUCGUUGCCUGGUGCAACAGUCGUAGAGAUAAGAGACCAACACACCUUUCUUGAGCUUCUGCAAUUAGGGGAAGCUCAUCGUUUUGCUGCUAACACAAAGUUGAAUACAGAAUCUUCACGGAGCCAUGCAAUUCUUAUGGUACAAAUUAGGAGGUCUAUAAGGGGAGGAGAACCUUCUUCUAGUGAUGAUGACAGCCAUUCUCAAUCAGUUAAAAAUUGUGAUCCACCAAUAGUGCGGAAAGGCAAGCUAGUUGUGGUAGAUCUUGCGGGUUCUGAACGUGUUCAGAAGUCAGGAAGUGAGGGCCAUACCUUGGAGGAAGCCAAGGCUAUCAACCUCUCUCUUACGGCGUUAGGAAAAUGCAUAAAUGCACUUGCAGAAAAUAGUCCCCAUGUUCCAGUACGUGAUUCCAAACUCACCAGGUUGCUUAAAGAUUCAUUUGGAGGGAGUGCAAGGACAUCCCUAGUUGUAACUAUUGGUCCUUCACCACGGCAUCGUGGAGAGACUACAAGCACAAUAUUGUUUGGACAAAGAGCCAUGAAAGUUGAGAACAUGUUGAAAAUUAAGGAAGAAUUUGACUACAAAAGUUUGUCUAAAAGGCUUGAAGUGCAACUGGACAAGCUAAUUGCUGAGGGAGAAAGGCGGCAAAAAGCAUUUGAUGAUGACGUCAAACGAAUAAGUCUUGAAUCUCAAAACCAUAUCUCUGAAGUUGAAAGGAAAUUUUCUAAUGAAUUAGAGAAAGAAAGAACAAAAUGUCAAAUGGAAUAUUUGGAAUCCAUAAAGAAACUCGAGGAAAAGUGGAUUACGAAUCAGCAAAAUCAACACAGGAAUGGGUUCAGCAAUGGUUCAUGUGAUAGAGAGGAACGCAAUUUACCCCUAUCCGAGGACGUUACUGAGGCUAAACGGGUUCUUGAAAAUGAGAUUCAUCUGAGAAAGGCAGCUGAAGAGGAGGUCCACAACCUGAAAACUCAACUAGCCCAGUUGACAUCUUCGGAGGGAGGUGGAACUACUGAAAUUCUUAAAUUUCACCAGAUGCUGGAAGAUGAAGCCUAUGAGAAGAAGAAGCUUCAAGAUGAAAUUACAUCUUUGCAAGGACAAUUGCUGCAGCUCACAUUUGAAGCUGAUCAGAUGCGAAGGUACAUUGAGAGGAUUGAAUCAGGAAAUGGCCUUUCUGGUUCCCAUUCUCUGACGUCCCCAAGUAGACACUCCCAACACAAAGACAGAGAAAAUGGCCAUAAGUCAUCCUUUAAUUCACUGUUUGAACAAGUUGGAUUGCAGAGGAUUUUAUCGAUGCUCGAGUCAGAGGAUGCCAAUAUACGUAUUCAUGCAGUGAAAAUUGUGGCCAACCUUGCCGCUGAAGGUCAAACAAACCAAGAGAGGAUUGUUGCUGCUGGAGGGCUUAGUUCCUUGUUAAUGCUUCUUAGAAGCUAUGAAGAUGAAACUGUUCGCCGUGUAGCAGCUGGAGCAAUAGCCAACCUUGCAAUGAAUGAAGCCAAUCAAGAACUUAUAGUAGCCGAAGGUGGAAUUAGUCUCUUGUCAAUAACAGCUGAUGAUGCAGAAGAUCCACAAACUCUUCGCAUGGUUGCUGGAGCAAUGGCUAAUCUAUGUGGAAAUGAUAAGCUUCAGGUCAAAUUACGAGCUGAGGGUGGUAUUAGGGCAUUGCUUGGGAUGGUAAGAUGCAGACAUCCGGAUGUUCUUUCGCAGAUUGCACGUGGGGUAGCUAACUUCGCUAAAUGUGAAUCUCGGGGUGCGACUCAAGGGUCGAAAACUGGGAAAUCAUUAUUGCUUGAGGAUGGUGCACUUCCUUGGAUUGUACAAAACGCCAACAAUGAAGCUUCACCUAUCAGGCGGCAUAUUGAGCUUGCACUCUGUCACCUAGCUCAGCAUGAAGUAAAUGUGAAAGACAUGAUUGCUGGGGGUGCACUCUGGGAGCUGGUACGCAUAUCUCGGGACUGUUCUCGGGAAGACAUUAGGAGUCUUGCCCGUCGCACCCUUACUUCUAGCCCCACUUUCCAAGCAGAGCUGAGGCGCUUAAGGAUAGAUAUAUAAUCUUGAGUAGGAUAAUGUUUCUCCACCCUUCCAGAAAAUCCAGUCGGGUUUUCAUGUUGCAGCGCAGCGCCCUCUGGGUUAGAUAAGCGGAAACAUAUGAUGCUUAAUAAGAGUGACAACUGUGAAUUUUUCCGGAGGUCUGCAUACAUAGUGGUGGAGAGGUCAGUUUUGUAAUCUUGUAGUUCUAUGUAUAUCGUUUCGGCAUUAUUAGAAUCUGGGAGAGGGAGCUUCCCUCUCAUCUACCACAUCUGAAUGGGCAAUCGAUUUAUAUUGGGCUCUUGGGGUUCCCCUUUUCCCCUUAAUGAGUCAAUGGUACAUUAGUUAAAGAAGUUAGCUCAGUCUCAUAUCUAUAUCAUGGUCCCUCAUAGUAAUAUGUAGAACUUAUCUAUUUUAUAAACUGUGUAAAUUCUAAUGUAUAUCAGUGUUCCAUUUUUGCCCUAUACAA